Daphnia pulicaria is the source of this 1125-nucleotide messenger RNA. It is a transcript of the gene Pex3, whose product is annotated as peroxisomal biogenesis factor 3-like. Gene Ontology annotation, biological process: protein import into peroxisome membrane. The coding region runs from base 1 to 1056 and encodes 351 amino acids. The transcript is spliced from 3 exons. Gene Ontology annotation, molecular function: protein-macromolecule adaptor activity. Gene Ontology annotation, cellular component: peroxisomal membrane. NCBI's taxonomy places the organism in Eukaryota, Metazoa, Arthropoda, Branchiopoda, Diplostraca, Daphniidae. The record is from RefSeq and is a predicted model, not a curated record.
AUGUUUUCCAAACUGCGUAGUUUUGCUGUACGGCACCAUCGUAAAUUCAUUGUAUUUGGAGCGCUAGUAGGUGGGGGACUAUUGUUAAAAAGGUAUGCAGAAAAGAAGUUGAUUGAAUGGCAGGAGACAGAGAUGAAUCAGUUAUUGGAGCGGUCAAGGAAGCAGCAACAUUUUGAAAGUACAGAGAGGACAUGUAAUAUGACAAUCACAUCAGUUCUACCCCAGAUCCAGUUAGCAAUUGGAAGAUCUUUAGAUUCUGAUAGCAUAACCCUAUUAUUAAAACAGAAAGCCCCAAACAAAAAAGAUUUAUGGGAACAACUUAAAGUUAUUGCAUUCAGCCGUGUCAUUUCUUAUGUUUAUGGCAAUGCCAUAUUAGCUAUUUUAUUAAGAGCACAAGUCAAUAUACUUGGAGCUUAUCUCUAUUUGGCCAAUCAAAAUCCCUCUAAACCUGAUUUAGAGCUAAGUCCUGAAGCACAGAGCCAGUUUUUGUCUGCAUCCAAUUACUGGCUCUCCACCGGAAUUGAACAAUUCUGUUUGAUGGUAGAGAAAGUUGUGUCUUCUCAAGUUGCCAAUUUAUCCCUGAAGCAACGGCUCACACUGAUUGAACUGGAACAGCUCUUUCACGAUAUUCGAGUGGCGUUAGAGGAUGAACUGUCUCGUCAACCGAAUGGUUUCUUGGCUAAUGUUAUGCUUCCUCCCCAGCAUUCCUCUGGGGAGGCUGCGCCUGCGUCACCGACUUUAACCAAAAUGAUGAACGAAACUCGGGAGGUUCUCGAAAGUCUCGAAGUUUCCCAACUACUUUCUUCUUGUGUCAACAUCGGCGUAGUUUGCGUUCUCGACAAAUUUUCAGAGAUCGUGUCCGCCCUACACACAGACACAAAUCAGCCGGACAGCCAAGAUUUUCUGCACCCAAAUCAUAUCUCUGUCUAUGUGGCAAAGCUUAUACCUGCUCUUAACAACUUCAUAUUUCAGGAUGUUUGGCUUACUCAACUUUUGGCGAUUGAACCUCUUCGCGUGUUUGGAGCAAACAUUUACGAGUCAUUCAGCACCUUAUAGUUGUACUGUGCUUCAAAAUGUGGCCCGUUAUGAUUGGGAUUGAAUACAAUAUUUAGAUUUUUUCUCAAA